Messenger RNA from Ziziphus jujuba (common jujube), 1415 nucleotides. RefSeq names its product probable 2-oxoglutarate-dependent dioxygenase AOP1. The coding region runs from base 143 to 1099 and encodes 318 amino acids. NCBI's taxonomy places the organism in Eukaryota, Viridiplantae, Streptophyta, Magnoliopsida, Rosales, Rhamnaceae. The transcript has 3 exons. The record is from RefSeq and is a predicted model, not a curated record. Gene Ontology annotation, molecular function: dioxygenase activity.
CUAAAUAUAUAAUAUCAGAAUAUGUAUUAAAAACUUAUAAAAUAGAAGUACAAAUCUGACCUUUAAAAUGUAGAACUAGUUUCCUAUAUAUUGAUGAACUCCCUCUUCACCUUCAAGGCAGAGAGAGAGAGGAGAGGUUGAGAUGGCUCAGAUAAUGGCUACUGAGGCAGCUCAAAUCCCUGUUCUUGAUUUUUGUAAAGGGGGUGUGGGCUUAGAGCAAGAAGGAAGUGAGAGAUGGAAAGAAAUGAGUAGGAAAGUGAGAAAGGCUUGUGAGAAUCAUGGUUGUUUUCUGUUAAUGUAUGGUGAGCUAAUCCCAAUGAGUUUACGUGAUGAAAUGUUGAUGGCCACGAAAGCUUUGUUCGAUCUUCCCGAAGAUAUCAAGCAGAAACACAGAAGCUCCAAGCCUUAUUGUAGCUACUCAGGGAAUUGCUCAGUGAUUCCUCUGAGUCAAAGCUUUGGCAUCAAUGAUACCACCAACCUCAAUGCUGCUCAAGCCUUCACCAACCUCAUGUGGCCUCAAGGGAACCCCCGUUUCUGCGAGACCAUCAAUUCCAUGAGCUCAAAGAUGCUGGAGCUGAAUUUCAUUGUUCUAAGAAUGAUCUUGGAGAGUUUUGGCAUUGAAAAGUACUACGAUUCUCAGGUGGCUAACACAGCCAAUGUGUUUCGUUUGAUGAAGUACAAAGUUCCUCCUAAUGACGACGCAGCCAUUGGUCUGGUUCCUCACACCGACAAAAAUAUCCUCACUCUUUUGUUCCAAAAUGACGUGCAAGGUCUUGAAGUUCUUACUAAAGAAGGAAAUUGGGUUCAAGUAGAGAUCCCAGAGGGAUCUUUUGUUGUAAUGGUUGGAGAUGCACUUAAGGCAUGGAGCAAUGGGAGGCUAUAUGCAGCAAGGCACAGGGUGACGAUGAGAGGGGACAAAGAGAGAUAUUCAGCCGGUCUGUUCUUGCUUCCAAAGGAGGAAAUGGUCAUUGAGGUUCCCCAAGAAUUCAUUGACAAAGACCAUCCUCUGCUCUACCGCCCUUUCAAAUAUGCAGACUAUUUGACCUACUUUGUCUCCAACGUCAGUGAUGAUGCACUCGAAAUAUAUGCUGGAGUCUAAUUACAAAUUGAUGGCUCUCUCUCCUUGUACUAUCAAUCUGGGGUCAAAAUUAAAAGUGGGAGACAAAAAAAAAUAUGUGCUUUGGUUACAGUCUUUUAUUAGGGGAAAAAAUGUUAAAAAAAAAAAAAAAACAAAACAAAACAAAAAUUGAUGCAGACUUUCCUCCAUAUUUAAUUAGCUAAGAAUUGCCUUUUAUGCAGUCGUGCACAAUCAUGUCAUCACAGUAAAUAACAUAUAUACUAAAUAUAUAUGAAAAACAUUGUUGACUUUGUGUAGAUUUUAUUUAAUUAAUUGGCACUUGUUUCUGUUUCUUGUA